Molecule: messenger RNA, 1176 nt
Organism: Cucurbita maxima (winter squash)
Lineage: Eukaryota; Viridiplantae; Streptophyta; Magnoliopsida; Cucurbitales; Cucurbitaceae
Product: protein FAF-like, chloroplastic
Exons: 2
Coding region: 158-916 (252 amino acids)
Source: RefSeq, a predicted model, not a curated record
CCACUCAACAGAUCCCAAAAUGCCUGGAACUCACCAAGUUUAAAGCCACAUUCUUUUCAUCAUUUCAAACCUCACAAACCAUCCUAUCUCCCCUCAUCUCUUCGUUUUCAACCAUAUAUUUCUCUCUACCUGCAAAUACUGCAUAGACUAUCCGUCCAUGGCUGCCUGUGGAAGCCUGCAACACAUCUUCGAAACCCCAUUACCGGAGAAUCCAACCCUUCUCGACACACUCUCGUCAUGGAGCCAGAUUAUAUCUGUGACGCCAUCACAACAGCAAUCGUCGUUUACAGAGAUUUUUGGAGAGCUUCAUUUCAAAGAGAGUUUUGUUCCUCCUUUGUCACCUCAGUUGUCUUUGACAGAAUCGAACUCUCCGUCUCCUGCUGCUGCCACCGUUGAUAUCAUCCCAUGGAAAGAACCGUCGUCAAAUGGUGAAUCUUCCAGCUCCCAUGGGAGAAGUAAUAGCUUCUCAUCAACCAAUUCAGAAAGCCUGCAACUCUGCACAGAAGGGCUUGGGUAUGAAAGCUUAGAUGAUGGUGAGGAUUUGGAAGGGGGGAUGGAUGAACAGGAAUGGCAGAGGGAGGAAGAAGAGGAAGAGACCUUAAAGAAACAGAUUCAGGAUCCUAUUUGGAAUCCUGGGAUGAUUAAGAGGACAAAAUCUGCUAAUGUUGAUGAUUUUCCUCCUCCAAUUUCUUGUAUGGGGAACAGUGGGAAGCCUUGGGUUGGAUUCAAAUCCUAUAGAUAUGGUGGAAGGUUCAUAUUGAAGGAAAUAAGAGUCCCUACCCAUGAAUUUCUACAUGCUUCCCGCGAAAAUGGACGCCUGAAACUGCAUAUUCUCGUUCCUAAUAAGCAAACCAGAGAGGCCAAGGAAGAAGACGACGACAACAAACAACAACAACAACAACAACACGAAGAAUAACAAAGAAAAUAGUAUCGGGAAAUGCAAGGUUGAAACUAGCCAACAAUGAGAUAAGAGUCCAUCACUUUCUUAGAGAUAGAGAAUUUCAAGCUUAGAAUUUCCAAGUUUUCUUCCCUAAAAGGAUGAUUAUGCCUUGAACACUUUUUUUUUAUUUGGUGAUUGAUUGCCUUCUUCCCUAGAAAUUUUCUGUCCCAUUUGAAGUUCUUUGUCUAAUUUCAGAAACAAUGAUUUCUUCUGUUUCAUUCAUAUUUUACCAAACA